AAGUUCUGUCUGUUAAAACUCCCGCAGCUGAAUCCCACUCCCUGACAGUCCGCCCCGCCGAGCUCCAGUCCAGUGUUAUAACGUCUUUUAGCAAAAGAAAAUGAGCGACAAAGGUCUGUCAGACGAGGCAACAAUCGCAGCUUGUAAAGAUGGAGACCCAAUAACCAAGGAUUUCAUGAUGCAGCAGACUAUGCUGCGGAUUAAAGAUCCAGUUAAAUCCUUGGAUUUCUACACCAGAAUCCUCGGCAUGACGCUCCUGCAAAAGUUUGACUUCCCCUCCAUGCAUUUCUCGCUCUUCUUCCUGGGCUAUGAGGACAAGAAGGAGAUUCCUACAGAUGUGACGGAGAGAACGGCCUGGACCUUUUCCAGAAGGGCCACCAUUGAGCUGACACAUAACUGGGGCUCUGAGACUGAUGAGAACCAAUCUUAUCACAACGGAAACUCUGAUCCUCGUGGCUUUGGACACAUUGGAAUUGCAGUUCCUGACGUCAAUGCAGCCUGUAAACUGUUUGAAGAACAAGGAGUCACAUUUGUCAAGAAGCCAGAUGAUGGUAAAAUGAAAGGCUUGGCCUUCAUUCAGGACCCUGAUGGCUACUGGAUUGAGAUCCUGAGUCCUAACAAUAUGUCGUCCAUAACUUCCACCUAAAAACUGACAACAUGCUACCUGCUGCGGUACACAUAGGCCAGACCUGCUGUGGCUUUACUGGGAGAGCAGAAUGUUGAGGUUUAGUGAUGAAUUUAGCAACCUGCGCCGGAGAGCUGAGGGAAAAUGGAGCAAGAUCAGUUGCACAAUGGCAAUCAGUGUGGCCUGGCAUGGGCUGGACUAAUACUGGACAGUUGAUAAGCAAGUAAAUUAGAUACCUGAGUUAUUGCUAGAAAUAGCAACUACUUGGUGUAGCUGUUGAGUUUAUCUGCCAUCAUCAGUUUGUGUUUUCAAAAAGUGACGCUGAAAUAAAGUGGUAUUACUGUGUAAUAAAUAUGAAAGCCACCGUUCAAAUGAAA
Lates calcarifer (barramundi perch) is the source of this 1002-nucleotide messenger RNA. Its product is annotated as lactoylglutathione lyase. The record is from RefSeq and is a predicted model, not a curated record. The transcript is spliced from 6 exons. Bases 101 to 646 code for a protein of 181 amino acids. Gene Ontology annotation, molecular function: metal ion binding; lactoylglutathione lyase activity. Lineage: Eukaryota; Metazoa; Chordata; Actinopteri; Centropomidae.